AAUCUAGUUUGCGUUGUCGGUUGUUAAAUGUGAGAAAAUCUAGAAUUCGACAACUUUUGCUUUUAUGUACGAAAGCCAACAAGUAAUUAAUUCGUGUUCUCAAAUUGGACCAUGUUUCAAUUAUUAAUAGUUUUAUAGAAACUGUUAAAGAGAGGUUAAGUGUCAACAAAACACGGCGCCGUUUAGACGGCAAAACACUUACGUUUUUUCAGUUUUUGCAUCAUAUUUCUAAAUGAAUAGUGAAAAGAGAAAUGCUCGGGGCCGUGGCCGGGGUAGAGGCCGCGGCCGGGGUCGCGGAAGAGGCCGUGGUCGCGGCAAGAAAGUGCCGAAGGUGAUGUCUUCUGACGAAGAAGAGUGUUCUGUUGAAGAAAGUUCACAAGAGCAGGAGGAGUCUUUAACUACUGAGGAGGCAAAGGAAGAGGUUGAACAAGCCGAACCCCCUAAACUUGAAGUCCCUUCCGACAUAUCACAACUAGAAGCCCCAGUAUUCACAACGCUGCAGCGUGGCCCGCCGGAGCCCAUGCUGCGUUUGGACUGGGACCACCGUGCGGCACUCAUUGGGGAAAAAGUCCUGAACCCCAUGAUAUACUGCUGUGAUAUCUGCUCAAAGCCUAUUCUCAUUUAUGGUAGAAUGAUACCAUGCAAGCACGUGUUUUGCCUUUCUUGCGCGCGAGCAGACCACACACACUGUCCACGGUGUAGGGAAAAGGUUCUGCGCGUGGAGCAGACAGGCCUCGGCACGGUGUUCAUGUGCACGCACUCGGGCACCCGGUACGGGAACACAGGCUGCCGGCGGACAUACCUCUCUCAGAGGGACCUGCAGGCGCACAUAAACCACCGGCACGUGUCUGGCACCGAGCCGCACGCCGCCGCCGCCGAGCCCGCCGCCGUCGCCAUUGUCAAACCCAUCUCGGUCGGAAGCGGGGUUGGGGUGUCUAACGACCCGCGGCACGCGGUGUCGACGCGACGGAAUCUCAUCACGGUGCCCAUUCAGGACCCGGACCGUAAUUAUUACAAUUAUUAUCAGCAACCGGUGGCUCCGGUAGUGGCGAGCGUUGGCACUGGCGGCGUGGCCGCGGCGGGGCCGGGGGUGCUGGCGCACAACCUGAGCGUGCCGCCGCCGCAGUACUACGCGCCAGGCGCCUACCCGCCCUCCUACACGCAGCCGCAGCCAGGCGGCAGCCUGGCGCCGGCGGCGGCGGCGGCGGCGCCCGAGCGCUGGCCCGACGGCUACGCGCCCGCCUGGCCGCCGCACUACUACCGGUAGCUUGUGGCGUCAGCUCAUGUCUUUGGCGUUCAACGGGGUAACACGGACGCCUCGCCACACGCCAAAUUGGGCGUCUCCUCAGUUUGUACACUUGUAAAGGGAAGGAAAAGACACCGUUACCCAGGUGAACGAAUUUCACGAUAAAAUUGUGAAAGAUGUAAAGUGAACUUGAGACUGGAGUGAUAUGCGGCUUUGACGAGUUAAAUAUUAUUAGACGUUAUGUAUUCGUGAACGUCCAGUGCAUAAUAAUAAACGACUAUUGCAUCCGAUUUUCUUCUGUAUACAUUAUUGUUCCGAUCGUUACUCAAAACUUAAUUCAGGAUUUGUACUAAGAAAAUAAAGUUUGAAACAACAAAUAGGUAUAGGUAAACCAGAACUUUGGGAGUAUUGUCAAGAGGGCGCUCGUUUUGAAUUUUAUAUAGCAACAAUUUGUAUAGUGGGGACAAUGGAAAUUGUCAGAUGAUUUUUGUUUUAUUCCGACAACUUUAAUAAGUGCGAAUCGGGCUUAUUUUUCCUCACGAUAACUAGCAAAGUGGCUAUAGUUGCUUUUCGCGGAUCACUAAUACUAUUGUCAUCGAGCCAAUUGACAAUUGUUCCCUUCUUCCAUUGAGUGUUAGGUGCUUUAUUGACCUGAAAAGAAAGAUAUCUUGCGUUGUCCAUGAUAACACAGGAAUUUUUGUCGAGAUUGGGAAUAAGUUUUUCUGUGACCCACUUUUUAAAAUUAUUUUUAUUCAAGAACUCGUGGUAGUCACUUUUUUUUUCUUUGUCAUUUUAUGACAACAGUGCGUUUGUAACAAAAGCAAUCCGUGAUACCGAUGCAUGCGAUACACCUAAUACCCAAAUCAAAUUAUUACAAGACAUCAACCAAAUCGUGACGACCUGACUAUAGUGACAUUUGUUCAUAAGUUUGAAACUUACCCGUCAAUUCAGAUGCUAAUUUCGUUAUGUUUUCUAAUGGAAGAAAUUCCUCUCCCGCACGUUUUUUUUCCAAUAAAUAACUAUAUACACUAUUUACAACUUUUUUCUCUGUAAAAUCUAAACUUUCGGCAUGAUUAUUGCAGUCUAAUAAUAAUUCACACGAAACUAGACAAAGCAAUGUUUACAUUGUCAAUAUUGACAACUAUCAUAGAGGGUAGAUGUUGUCUAUUAUUAAAAUUGUUGCCAUUGCUAGAAAUUAGUACCAACAAAUUUCCGUAACAUGGCGCACCCUCAAUAGAUC
Molecule: messenger RNA, 2486 nt
Organism: Cydia fagiglandana
Lineage: Eukaryota; Metazoa; Arthropoda; Insecta; Lepidoptera; Tortricidae
Gene: Hakai
Product: E3 ubiquitin-protein ligase Hakai
Exons: 8
Coding region: 233-1267 (344 amino acids)
Biological process (GO): regulation of cell adhesion; protein ubiquitination
Molecular function (GO): ubiquitin protein ligase activity
Source: RefSeq, a predicted model, not a curated record